Komagataella phaffii GS115 is the source of this 432-nucleotide messenger RNA. RefSeq lists its product as hypothetical. The transcript has a single exon. Lineage: Eukaryota; Fungi; Ascomycota; Pichiomycetes; Pichiales; Pichiaceae. The record is from RefSeq and is a predicted model, not a curated record. The coding region runs from base 1 to 432 and encodes 143 amino acids.
AUGGCCCAUCAAUUAGGAAUCCCUUCCGGAAAGGUAAUUUCGAAUGAGCAGGUAGAGUUAGUAAUACGGAACGAUGACCAGAGCCAAGUUACUGAUACAUUGGAAUUGAUAAUAUUACAUAAUCUUUCAAAACUAUCCACAACUUUUACAUGUAUUGAAAUGUCCAAGAUUCCACUCAUAUUGGAAUUGAAUGCAUUACCCCAUAUCAGCGAGUUACUACUUAAAUACCAGGUUGAUAACGUGGAAAAGUUGAUGGAAAAGUUUUUGAUUAAAGCCAUUAUUAACAAAAAGAUCAAGGGCUCUAUUGAUCAAAUUGCAGGAGUAGUCAAUUUCGAACAUGAAAAAGUGGAAGCUAAAAUUGACUGGGAGUUGAAGGUUAGUGAUGUGUUGAAUGAAUUAGAUAAUUUAAGGGCACAUUUAGAGGCCAAGUGA